UUUUUUUUUUUUUUUGGCCUCCGCUGCGAUUCACCGGAGUUUCCGAACGAAUCCAAUUUUGAAGACGAAGUCUGUGCAACAACGGCGAGGAAGAUGAUGAUUUAGAGGCAGAGAUUGAUUGGAACUGCACUGGUUACAGAAGCGGGGGAGAGAGCGACGGCGGAAGAGGAUCGAAACCCUUUCUAGGUCAAGGAAGCUCGCAGUAGUAUCGCUACGUGCGCCGUGGCUUUGCUUCAAGACGCCAGCUCCGGCGCUUCUACUCUCAUCCCCACUGCAAAGGUUCGAUCUUUUGUUUUCACCUUAUUUGCCCUUUUUCCUCUGCUUCCGCUUCGAAAUCUCCUCCUCCCGCCCGCCCUGACGCACCGCUUCAGACGGUUCGCCGAUCGCAGAGUUCGGAUUAGGGUUCCGGAGGCAAUAUGCAAUGUGAUCAUUCUCGAGCUCCUGACCCCGGAAUCUUUUGCUUCUCGAGUCGGGUCCAGUUCUUCUAGGGUUUUGGCCCGACUUGAUUGCGAUUUACUUCAAGAUCGAGUCUUUCAACUAGAUUGGAGCUCGGGAACAAUGCCUUCUAGUGGUAGUUUCCCCCCGUUUUUGGUCUAGGGUUUUGGGUCACGAAGUUGAGAUUUUGACCAGCUUGUUCUGAGAUGGGGUCGAUGAGGCUCGUUCUUGCUCCUUCAAUAUUUUGGAAGCGGCUCAAGAUUUAGUUUAUUCGAUUCUAAGACAACAAGGGCAUUUUGUAGCUCAGAGUUGAUUUUCUAAGUUACAUGGCUGCCGUGCACUGAGAGAUGCCGACAUCAGAGCCUUUGCAGUACAGCCGGAUCAAUGCCAAAGAUCUCAAGAUGCAGAUAGUUAAAAAUCUUGGGCGUGAGCGAUCACAGCGAUAUUUUGUUUUUUUGAAUGGGUUGUUGGCUCAAAAGCUGACCAAGUCAGAUUUCAACAAGUUCUGCAUUCCUAUCCUUGGUUCGGAGAAUAUCUCUUUGCACAAUCAACUUAUUCGCGCAAUCCUUACAAAUGCUUUACAGGCGAAAAUCCCACCCAGAAUUUCCCUUGAUAAGGCUGCUUUUAAGGCUGUUGGAAAGAAACCAUCCCAUGGUGCAAAUGUAGUUAAUCAUGUAGCUGCACCAUCAUCUUCAAAAAACACUGUAUUAACUAAUGGGCACAUCUCGCCGACACCAACCCACAAGGCCAAAUUGUUCAACUAUGAUGAGAGAACCAAAGACCAUCCUGGUGCUUCUCUCACACAGAAUGGAAGAACAGAAGUUGCUUUUCAAUCUUCAGUGUCAUCAGAGAACAGUUCUGUUAGAGAGAAUGGAUUCCUUGCUCCUUCCCCUUUAAAAAGACCCAUGCAGCAGCAGCAAGAUGAUUUCUCUGAACCACCUAUGAAGAGACCAAGGGCAGGAUGCAUUACACCUAGCAAUCAAGCUGAAGCUGUUCGUGAGAUCCAUGGUGCGUUUGGUGCUGUGGCCGUGGAGGAUGCAAAAGAAUUGCGACAAACUGUUGACUUUUACUCCAAGAGAGAUCCUCUACAGGCCCCACUUGGGAUUCCUUUCUGUUCUGCAAGUGUAGGUGGGGCACAAAGAUCUUUCACUUCAGUAACUGAUUCUAGCUGUUGUAGUCUCGGCAUUAGCUUUUACUCUGGAGAAUUAUGCGACACUACGGCUCUGAAGAAAAGGAUGGAGAAAAUAGCAGAAGCACAUGGCUUGGUGGGAGUUGAAUUGGACUGCACUAAUCUAUUAAAUAAAGCCAUUGAUGCUUAUUUGAACCGCCUAAUUAGGUCAUGUGCUGAAUUAGUAGGAGCAAGGCUGAACCAUCCGAGUUCAAACUUCAAGCAGCAAGCUCAGGUCAACCCCAUAAAUGGUGUCCGGCUUGGCAAUCAUACUUAUGUACAGAAUAAUCCAGUGUCUUCAGAGCACUCACAAAGGCAGAAUACAUGCAACUCCAUGUCUGUGGAGGAUUUUAAGGUGGCAAUGGAGUUGAAUCCACAGCAAUUAGGCGAAGAUUGGCCAGUGCUACUUGAAAAAAUAUACUUCAAAUCAAAUGAAGAAUAAGACAGUUCCAGGGUUUACUUUGUUCUGUCAAUUCUUUUAUGGUGGAUCUUUAAGAACCUCGAGAAUUGUUUUAUUUUUUACUUCCAUAACUAUUGGAGCAUUAGCAUGGAGUAGAGCACCAUUCUUUUAUAUAUAUUACUGGUAAGUUGAAGUGGAUCAAAAUAAGUCGGCCUCAGAAAGAGGGAAUGUUGGCUCAUUAUUAUUUGUUUGGAAACCAUAAGGAGGCAUGUUCCACCUGUACACGAGAUGUCAAGCUUUAACAUGGUUCACAGCAUUAAUUAGAGAUCAGUUUUGCAGAAUACUAAUGUAGUGAUGUUGAUUGAUACAGAUGAAAGUCAUGUAGGAUUUGCAGGAGUGACUGUCUGUAACAUUAACUGCAUGAAUUCCUUCAGUAGUUUUAUUAACGUGAUUCCUUUUGAAGAAAAGGCUGUGCCAUUUCAUUACCCUACAUUUCCUAAAAAGUCCCUCCAAGGUCCCAUGUGCCUAUUUUUAUUGUUAUGGGAUUAUAAUCUAAAUUUUAUUUUGGUUUUCUGAGUUUUCAAUAUAUUUAUUUUGUGAAUCAUUUUUCCCUAACUCAUAUCAAUUAGAUUUGCAAUAGUAGCAUCCUGAAGUUUCAUAUCAAUGGUUGUUCUUUUGUGUGAGAAAUUCUUAAAAUACUUGGAGAUAGUUGGGCUUGCACUUGCUAAUCUGUUGACGCACCUUUUCUGACUAAAGCAUGUGACAUCCAUUUAUGUAUAUAGGUUGAACUGCUUGCAUUGUUACCAUUUAGACACAUAAUAGACCAGGAGCAACACUAUCAUUCUCAAAGUUUCUAAGAAACCAUUGUAUAUAAUGCUACCUGUAGAAACAAUUGAGAGUUAAAAGUUUGAAUAUUGGAUUGUUUGAUAGCUUAAACUGUAAAUUUACUUCCUACAAUUACAAUCUUUGAAAAACCUACUACAGUAAAAAGAUGAGGUUGUAAAAGACCAUUUUUUAAUAUUACCUGGAAGGAACUCUCAGAAGAUCUCAUAGCUUUAUCAUUUAUUUUCCUGAUAUCUGUUGUCGUUUCCUUCUAGUACUAACUUGUGUUAUUGUAGCCAAUCCCAAACACAGCUUGACAACGGCAAUAAUGGUUACUCUAUCAUAGUAAUAUGGAGCGGGAUUUUUCUCUUGCGUUCAUGAAUUGUAACAUUCCAUUCUUCCAUGCACCCUUCCUGUCUCUGGAUUCCAAUUAAGUCUCUCGUACUCGUUCUUAGUUUUUUGCUGAUCACAGGUGGCCUUUAUGACUGAACAAAUUCUCUUUGUGCUUACUUGUCUCAUAUUUUCCUCCAAAAUAUCACUUGUAAUGGGGAUGCAUGAUGAUUCUAUUACUUCUACCAAUCACUGGAGAUGUUGUUUGUAUUCUUAUUAAUUAUAGAUACUUUGGUCAUCAUGAAGUAAAGAGCAGCUUUUGCUACACUCAUCAUGUUACUCCUUGGAUAGUUUCUUUCAGCCACACUAUUUACCAACAUGAUCAUCAGAGCUCGACCGAAAUAGAGAGGUAAGUGGAAGUAUCUUGAAGGAAAAAAAACUGGAUUCUCAUUAAGGAUCUUUAUUCUUCAAUUAACUCUCAUAUGCUAACCAUUGUAUAGUUUCUUUAUCUGUUCUUAAUUACAGUUGUUGCUUACCUUUCUCAGUCCUACGAGAAGAUGGAUUCAUGGUUCAAGUUGAGUGUCUGUAAGUAUUUAAGAGACCAUUUUCGAUUUGAUUUCUUAUAAGAUGUUGUUCCUUGAUGACCUGUUUCUAAGAGUUACACUGGUCCUUCUAUUAGUUGAUCCAUGUUAACUUAAUUGUUUGCAAUAAUUUAUUAUUGAAGCAUUACAGAACUUACUUGCAAUUACUGUUUGAUACAAUCUUAGAUCUACACAUCAAUCCUUGGGACGAUCGGUCAUGACCGGUCCUAAGUCCGGAUAAAGAAGGAGAGUUGUAUUAAGUUGUCAGUCAACGUUAAAAUUAUGAUAAAUAUUCAAUGAAUAGAUCCAUUAAAUUAUAGUUGUGAUCUAUCUAUGCCUUCAGAUUGACUUUUUGAGCUAUACAUGUAAACCUGAACAUAUUUGGUAUUUGUUUCUGUAAAAUGGAUGUCAAUAUAAUGGAUAAAGAUUUAAUUGUUGGUGUUGUUGUUGAUCUUGUAUUUAUUAAUUAAUUAAUUAAGUUUUUUUUUCUUUUUUUUUUAAUGGGCCAUCUACUGGGCCCAAUUUGGGGUCCAUUAUAGACUUGAAUGGACGGCCCAAAGCAACCCAUAACUCGAUGAAAGGUUCCAAAAGCCCUAAAUCCUUCCGAAUUCAUGCCGGCGUUUGCUUCUCUGUCCCAUUUUCGUCCUUGAAGGCCGAAAGCAGACGUCGGCGGCAGCGAUCGCAGGGGGAAAAGGUAACUGACGUCUCCUCUCUGAUUCUCUCUCGAUACUCGGUAAGCUCCCUUUCGAGAUCUCCUCUUUCCAUAAUCGGCUUCGAAAAAGAGUCAAACAGCAGGCGUUUGGUGAUCUAUGGGGACGAACCUUGCUGCCGCAUGGAGCCGAUAUGAUUUCGAUGAAACCCUAGAUACCUCACUGCAUCUCGCGGCGGCGACUGCCUUCUCUCCGCCAUCUUCCCUCUCGACAUCCAAAAACAAUCAUCGUAGGCGACGAUCGCUAGAGAAAAGGUUUUGGUGUUGAGAUGUCAAAUGCGCUGCCGCUGCUGAUUUCGCGCCUCUGGAAGGUCGACGAGGUAGGGGAAAAUGGCGCCGGCGAACGAUCACAUGACGCCGUCGAGGAGUUGGAUGAAGCUGGUUCCGAUGCAACUGGAGCUUCCUCCUUUCUGUGUUAUCAAAUAUAUUAGAAAAUGAUUAUAGUUAUUACAAUGUUUUUAUAUAAAUAUUUAAAUCGUGAAAUUUUAAGUGCAUGUUUUAUUA
Zingiber officinale is the source of this 4949-nucleotide messenger RNA. RefSeq lists its product as uncharacterized. The record is from RefSeq and is a predicted model, not a curated record. Gene Ontology annotation, cellular component: SAGA complex. Gene Ontology annotation, biological process: regulation of transcription by RNA polymerase II. The transcript is spliced from 2 exons. Gene Ontology annotation, molecular function: transcription coactivator activity. The coding region runs from base 783 to 2045 and encodes 420 amino acids. NCBI's taxonomy places the organism in Eukaryota, Viridiplantae, Streptophyta, Magnoliopsida, Zingiberales, Zingiberaceae.